This is a messenger RNA of Schistocerca serialis cubense, 549 nucleotides long. RefSeq names its product luciferin sulfotransferase-like. Lineage: Eukaryota; Metazoa; Arthropoda; Insecta; Orthoptera; Acrididae. The coding region runs from base 46 to 441 and encodes 131 amino acids. The transcript is spliced from 3 exons. The record is from RefSeq and is a predicted model, not a curated record. Gene Ontology annotation, molecular function: sulfotransferase activity. Gene Ontology annotation, cellular component: cytoplasm. Gene Ontology annotation, biological process: sulfation.
UCUUUGUACAAUCAUUACAAACUAACGUCACAUUACAGUGGUACUAUGGAAGGAUUUAUGAAUGCAUUUUUAGGAAACGUAAUUUUCUACACUCCAUACUGGAACCAUGUUUUGGGAUUCUGGAAAAAGAGGGGAGAAUCGCACCUACUUUUCAACACAGUAGAAGAAAUGAAGCAGUGUCUUCAGGAAAUCAUCAAAAGAACUGCUCACUUCCUAGGCAAGAGGCUGACUGACCAAGAAGUGAACAUGCUGAUGGAACAUUUGGAGACGUUUCAGUCGCUGAGGCGGUUCACUGGGCUCCGGAUAGCUGCCAGUGGAGAGGACCCUUUGGGCACAGGAAGCGACGACGUUGACGGUCGACUGACCCCGGAAAUGUUAGCGCGUUUCGACAGAUGGAGUGAAGAGUCCCUUCAGGGUACAGGGUACACCGGGCCUGUGUAAUGUUUGACAGUAGAAUUACGGAUCGUCAAACGCCGCUUCUGUUGUUCAUACGAGAAAUGACUACGGAUAGCCAUGACGCUUUGCCAUUUCCUUUUUUUGUUACUAUAU